AUGGCUGUUGCGGAUCGUAUUGUAUCUACUAAGCAAGAGAAUGUUUCAAGUAUCAGUGUGUUUGCUGUAGCUGAACCGAAUCGAUCAACACGUGAUUUAACCGAAGAGAAUGUUGCUUUUGUAUGGUUUCAAAUGCUAUCUGAAAUCCUUGUGCAAAUGCCACAAUUACCAACAGCACGUGAUGAAAUGCUUGAAGAGUGGCGUCAAGCAUGUCAUAUUGGGCAUGAUCAGACAAAUAUUAUAAAAGAAUUUUGUCGUGAUUACAAUCCGAAAAAGGCACUCUAUUGGUACACACGAGAUACAGAUCUCUAUAAACUUCUCAAUAAAGCAUUGCGAACGGAAAAUGUCGACAAUAUUUACAAGUUUCGAUUUUUUAUUGUUGAUUUACAUCGGCAACUAACUGAGUUAUUUCAAACAUCUGUUCCUAUCAACCACGUAUUGACAGUAUAUCGUGGUCAACGUAUGACAAUUCGUGAAGUUGAACAUUUGCGUCGUAAUCAUUACGGUCUAAUCUCAAUGAAUAGUUUUAUUUCAACAUCUAUCAGUAAGAAAGUAACAGAAGAGUUUCUCGCACAAUCAAGUAAAGAAAAACAAGAGAAAACUGUAGCAGUUCUGUUCAAGAUGACCCUUCGUGCUGAUGUAGCUCGACAAACGGAUAAGCCAUUCGCCAAUAUUCGAAAGUUUAGUUCCUAUCCGAAAGAAGAAGAAAUUCUCUUGAGCAUGGGUACUAUAUUUCGGAUUGAUGAAAUCGAACAACGUUCAUCGGAUUUCUUUUAUUUCGAGUUGACCAUGUGCAUAGGCAAUACGGAUCCUCAGGUGAAUAUCAAUCGAACUCAAACUCACGUUUAUUUCAUAUAA
This is a messenger RNA of Rotaria sp. Silwood2, 858 nucleotides long. NCBI's taxonomy places the organism in Eukaryota, Metazoa, Rotifera, Eurotatoria, Philodinida, Philodinidae. The record is from the annotation of a GenBank genome assembly.